AGAAGCCAGAAGGAAAAAGAUUAUUUAAAGAAUGGCAGCUGCUUCAACGUCACUGUGGAUGGGAGAUUUGGACCCAUACAUGGAUGAAUCCUUUAUCUCUAUGGCCUUCAAACAAAUGGGUGUUGCUGUUAAAGGAAUAAAAGUCAUCAAAAGCAAAACAACAGGAUUGCCUGCAGGUUACUGCUUCAUUGAUUUUCAUGAUCAUGAAAAUGCCCAUCAGGCCAUGCUGAAACUGAAUGGAAAGAAUAUACCCAAUAGCAGCCCUCCAAGACGUUUCAAGUUAAAUAGUGCCAGCUAUGGAAAGGAACAUCUAUCAACCAUAUUUAUUUUUUUUCACAGGCCCGAGUUUUCCCUUUUUGUUGGUGACUUGACAGAAGAAGUAGAUGACUACACAUUGUACCAGGCUUUCUCUAGACGCUUUAGGUCUUGCAGAUCUGCAAAAGUGGUUUUGGAGCCAGGUGGUAAAAGUAAGGGGUAUGGAUUUGUAAGGUUUACAGAGGAGACGGACCAACAGAGGGCGCUUAUAGAGAUGCAACACAUGCAGGGAGUGGGGAAAAAGCCAAUACGAGUUAGUCUAGCUACACCUAAAAGGCCCAUGGGGCAAGAUCCAAAUGCAGCAUACUAUGGAAACUAUUACGGCCAAAACUACUACAACAACCCCUAUUAUAACUAUUACGGAUAUAACACAUACAACCAGUACUAUGAUCAGUACGGAGGUUACAAUAAUUAUUAUGAAAAUCAACAAGAAGAGGACUUAGAGGCUUUGGAAGAACCAGAGUUAGAAGUAGAUGUAUUCAGAUACAAUAAGGACUACAUGGAACAGAGUGAGGAAAUAUUUGAUGUGCUGGAACUUUCUCGAUGGACUCCACUUGAUUCUGUCAGCUCCAAACUCCCAACCGUGAAGCUGGUGUGAUGUAUAACUGAGAGGAAAAAAACUCAACUUUUUAAUGGCAACUUUGUUCUCCAAAGUAAUAGAUUAUCAUGUGAAAAGUUCAUUGUGUUUUCUGUAUCAAAUGACCAAACUAAAGUGUUCUAUUUUUAUGAUUCAUAAUGGUUAAAAUGAAGCCUAAAUAUUUUAAGUGAUUGAUAUAGGUCACUGAUUUAAGGUUGAAGGCAAUAAUUCAUAAUAGUAUGAAUUUUGAAAUAAAAUUGUUAUACAUGUAAACAAA
Molecule: messenger RNA, 1169 nt
Organism: Saccostrea echinata
Lineage: Eukaryota; Metazoa; Mollusca; Bivalvia; Ostreida; Ostreidae
Product: tRNA selenocysteine 1-associated protein 1-like
Exons: 10
Coding region: 32-913 (293 amino acids)
Molecular function (GO): RNA binding
Source: RefSeq, a predicted model, not a curated record